This is a messenger RNA of Penicilliopsis zonata CBS 506.65, 1152 nucleotides long. RefSeq lists its product as hypothetical. The record is from RefSeq and is a predicted model, not a curated record. The transcript is spliced from 2 exons. NCBI's taxonomy places the organism in Eukaryota, Fungi, Ascomycota, Eurotiomycetes, Eurotiales, Aspergillaceae. The annotation marks the transcript as partial.
CUGCGACAUCGUGGCCUGCCUCGUGCGGGAAUGGUCGCAGACAGCCCGACGGGUAUACCGAGACAGCGCCGCAACUCAACCCUGUCGGAUUCGGUAUCCGAGGCACGCAAUUCCAUCCGGUCGUCCACGGAUGACUUGUUCUUUCCACGAGUUACCAGACAGGCGGAUACGCAUGUCCCAGAUGAGGAAUCGCAUUGGCAUUCGGCGCCCCUGGCCAUGGCGCUGUUGCCCGCCAUCGCGGGUCUCUUCUUCCAGAAUGGCAGUGCGGUCAUCACCGACGUGACCUUGUUAGCCUUGGCGGCAAUUUUCUUAAACUGGUCCGUCCGGCUGCCAUGGGACUGGUAUCGUUCGGCCCAAGCUAUACGCGUGCAGGAUAGCAAGGCCGCUUACGAUGUACUGGAGGAGGAAGGCGAAGAUGACCAAGAUGACCAUAACGACUCAUCAAACAUAAGCCAAGAGCCUAAAACCAAAGAAUCCAGACAAUGUCGAGAAAUGUCGGCUGCAGCAGUGGCCGCUACGCGGGAGCUACAGACCCAUGAACUGGUCGCUCUAGCCUCGUGCUUUGUCUUCCCAAUGAUCGGGACCUGGGUCCUGCAUACUAUCCGGUCGAAGCUUUCCAGGCCAUCGGAAGGCCUGGUGUCAAACUACAACCUGACCAUCUUCCUGUUGGCCUCGGAGAUCCGGCCGUUUUCACACCUGCUGAAAAUGGUCCAAGCGCGGACGCUCUAUCUCCAGAAAGUCGUGGCCUCUGCCCCGUCCGAAGAGGACAAGCUAGACGCGAGCAAGAUUCCAGACCUCGCCCGACGACUCGAGGAGCUCGAGGCCCAUGUGGCAGAGGCUGCGGCCGCGCGGCUCUCGCAGGACCAGGAACACGAACCUGCGCCCCCCCUCCCAUCAAUUAUCUCGCAAGCGACCUCAGAAGUCCGCAAGGGCCUCCAGCCGGAAAUCGACGCCCUGAACCGCGCAGUGAGGCGCUACGAGAAACGCACCGCGCUGACAUCCUUCCAGACAGACAGCCGCUUCCAGCGGCUCGAAGCGCAGGUCCAGGACGCGCUCGCCCUGGCAGCGUCCGCGCAGCGGUCAAACCUCCGCCAGCGGCACAGCUACACGUUCAAACUCCUCGACUCGCUGUGCGCCGUCGUCGUCCUCCCC